AUGGAUGGAGCAAGAAAUGAAGAGGGUCUCACUCAUCAACGAGAUCUCGGGCAACGUGGGCGGCUUCCUGAGGCGGCCGCCCUCGCCCUCGAGCCAUCUCCGAGGUGCCCGCGGUGCGACUCCACCAACACCAAGUUUUGUUACUACAACAACUAUAGCCUCUCUCAACCAAGAUACUAUUGCAAAUCUUGCCGGAGGUAUUGGACUCAUGGCGGAACCCUAAGGAACGUCCCCAUCGGCGGCGGCAGCCGGAAAAGCAAGCGGCCGAGGAUUUCAUCCCCCUCUUCGCCUCCGCCUCUUCCAAGGCCAAGAGCCGUGGCGCCAUCCGCCGCAGCGAAUCCGACAGCUGUCGUCACGCGGCCGGUGGCGCCGCCGAUGGUCGGCGGAUUCUACGGCGGUGGCUGGUUUUUGCCUUCCUUGGCUGCAAUGCAGUCCGUUGGGAUCAAUCAAGGGGCGCCGGCGAUGGGCGGAGGAAGUCGUUUCGGUUCGAAUAUGGCCCUUUUGCAAGGGAUGAUGAGUUCUCCGGCGGCGGCGCGUCUACGCUCUCCGCCGCAGCAAAACUUAAUUCAGCCGGGGAGUUUUAGUUCUUGGACUCCAAGCGUGAGCAACGUCGGCGCUACCAGCUCUUCGGCUGCAUCCGCGGCCGGAAUCUGGAGCAGCGGCGGUGGCGGUGGCGGUAGUCAAUGGUCCGACUGUAAUCGAUCCGGGGUUUGA
Messenger RNA from Salvia splendens (bonfire salvia), 714 nucleotides. RefSeq names its product dof zinc finger protein DOF3.1. Bases 1 to 714 code for a protein of 237 amino acids. The record is from RefSeq and is a predicted model, not a curated record. Gene Ontology annotation, molecular function: DNA binding; DNA-binding transcription factor activity. The transcript has a single exon. Gene Ontology annotation, biological process: regulation of DNA-templated transcription. Lineage: Eukaryota; Viridiplantae; Streptophyta; Magnoliopsida; Lamiales; Lamiaceae.